AUGGUGCAGCAGGAGCCUGCCGGGGCGCCGGGGCUGGCGGCGGCGGCCGCGGGGGAGGCCGCUGCUGCCACCGCCGAGGUGCGGUUGUCCCGGCGUCGCUGGGCCGUGGUGCUGCUCUUCAGCAGCUACUCCCUGUGCAACGCCUUCCAGUGGAUCCAGUACGGCAGCAUCAACAACGUCUUCGCGCGCUUCUACGGCGUGAGCGCCUUCGCCAUCGACUGGCUCUCCAUGAGCUACAUGCUCACCUACAUCCCCCUGCUCUUCCCCGUCGCCUGGCUGCUGGACAAGAGGGGCCUGCGCUUCAUCGCCCUGGCCGGCUCGGCCCUCAACGCCCUGGGCGCCUGGGUGAAGCUGGGCAGCCUGAAGCCGCACCUCUUCCCCGUCACCGUCCUGGGGCAGGUCAUCUGCUCCCUGGCCCAGGUCUUCAUCCUGGGCAUGCCCUCGCGCAUCGCCUCCGUCUGGUUCGGCUCCCGUGAGGUCUCCACCGCUUGCUCCAUCGCUGUCUUUGGGAACCAGCUCGGCAUCGCUGUGGGCUUUCUCGUCCCUCCAGUUCUGGUUCCCAAUGUGGAGAAUGUGGAGAAGCUGGCCUACCACAUCAGCAUCAUGUUCUUCAUGACUGCAGGCGUGUCAACAGCCCUAUUCAUCCUGGUCAUCAUAGUCUUCAAGGAGAAGCCCCCGCACCCUCCGAGCCGAGCUCAGGCCUUGAUCCAGUCAAGACCAACACAGGAGUAUUCCUACGUGCAAUCAAUCCUCCGUCUGCUCCGCAAUGCCAACUUUUUGCUGCUUAUGGUCACUUAUGGUCUGAAUACAGGUUGCUUCUACGCCCUGUCCACUCUGCUGAACCGCAUGGUGAUCCAUCACUACCCAGGGGAGGAGGUGAAUGCUGGCAGGAUUGGACUCACCAUUGUACUGUCGGGGAUGGUUGGGGCUCUGAUCUCCGGCAUCUGGUUGGACAGAACCAAAACCUACAAACAGACAACGCUAGUCGUCUAUAUCAUGUCUCUGGUGGGAAUGAUAGCCUACACCUUCACUCUGAGCCUAGGCCACCUCUGGGUGGUCUUUGUGACUGCAGGCAUGCUGGGGUUUUUCAUGACAGGAUACCUUCCCCUGGGCUUUGAGUUUGCUGCAGAGUUGACAUACCCAGAAUCAGAAGGAACAUCAUCAGGGCUCCUUAAUGUCUCAGCACAGAUUUUUGGUAUUGCUUUCACCAUUGGCCAAGGGCAAAUCAUGGAUCACUUUGGGACGAAGGCACGCUUUGGGACGAAGGCAGGAAACCUCUUUCUUUGUUCCUUUCUGUUCCUGGGGACCGUUGUAACAGCAUUCAUUAAGGCUGAUCUCCGAAGACAGCAGGCCAAUUUGGAUAAUGAACAGACAAGACUCCAAGGCAGCAAUCAGAUCAUGGAUUACGGGACUGUAGCUUGUAACCCUAACCCCAUCAAUUCCCAUUCCUGCUCACUAGCUCAUACACAAAGAUGUCAGUCUUGCCCCACAAAAGUGAUGCCAGGAGCCUGCACUGAUCCCAUAGUCCUUGAGGAAUCAAAGCUGUGAAAUGGAGGAGUGGCAGAGCUGGGAGAUGCAGCCCCCUCAUUCCCGUCUUUGCUACCUACACCAUCCUCCUGUUACAUGUGCAUCACAGCAGGGGGGCAGCCUCAGGACAGGAGCCCAGUGAACCGCUUGUGGAGAGUGUGAAAGAGCAAAACAAAAAGGGAGUUGCUCUCUUCAAUUAUACCUCUGCAUCUUGCUGUUUUGGAGAAUUUGCUGCUUGGGAGGAAAAGUUGGGAAAACCCACUGCUUCCCCCCCAUCCCACCAUGUAUGCUUGGAAAAGAAAAAGCACACAUGCUGAGAAAAGCCAUAGUUCCAGGCUAGCGCUGAGCACAUAAGGGUGGCACCCUGCAUGUGGCUGUGUGUCCUCUCACAGGCAAGCUGUGACAUGAAAUGCAGAAGCUGGACCAUGCUUACUCCGUGAGCAGCCCUGGAAGAGCUUUCAGCUGGCUCCCAGGAAGAGGGAUUGCUCUGCCUCGGCGCCUGUGAUGCUCUGUGGUGCACAGGCGACGAUAGAGGCCUCAGCAUAUCACCAGCAAGUGCAAAGCAGUGCCUCUGCCACUGCCAGCUCUGGUUUUAUUAUGUGGCUCAUCACUACACUAGCAACAGGAGUGAGUCAAACCACAAGCUCCCUGGGCUGAGGACUGUGUCUUCCUCCUUAAUGAUAAAGUGCCUUUUGCAUGUUUCAGCACUACAUAAAAACUUUUGUGAAGUGUUAUAUUGAGAUAACCAGCCAAGGCUGUGUUGCUCUUCACAGCCAGAGAGGGGUUUGAGUAUGAUGGGAAUCCAGAUUUGCUCCAGUGUGAAAGCUUCCCACUUUAUAACAGAGCACAGGAGAAGCAGCCCUCUUACCAGCAUUUGUGUCUUGUAGACACUGCCCCUCUGAAUGCUGCUGUUUAUCUUCAAAGUGUAGAUCCUUAUAUCCCUUCUCCUUCCUUUCCAGCAUCCCUCCACUGGUGGAGACAUCAAGUGUCCUUAUACUCCUUAAAUCACACAGUUAUGCAUAUGUCAGUGGGGGGGGGAUACACACAAAAACCACAACCAGGUGGAAUGGAUAAAAACAGUCCUCUCUGACAGACCAUUUCUGACAAAACAUUUUUUGGGUGAAAUGAUACAGUCUUUUGACACAUUAAAAAAUUCAAGUCCUAUCUUUGAUAGUUUGGGAUUGAGGAUGGGGGUCUAAAAUGGCUUUCAAAUAUAAGUUUUUAUAUAAAAAACAUUUGAAGUGUACAAUGAAACCUGACACAUUCAUAUUAAAUGGUUGAAACAGUCUACAUCUGACUCUUUUAAUAGCCUGAAAUGUUUUGCAGAAUGGAAAAAUCAUCUUUCUGCCCACUGCUACUGUUGUGCUCUUUUCCUCCCUUCUGUGUUUUUCCUUUCUUUCUUCUGCACAUGC
This is a messenger RNA of Gymnogyps californianus (California condor), 2939 nucleotides long. RefSeq names its product FLVCR heme transporter 2 (gene FLVCR2). Gene Ontology annotation, cellular component: membrane. Gene Ontology annotation, molecular function: heme transmembrane transporter activity; heme binding. Bases 1 to 1548 code for a protein of 515 amino acids. The record is from RefSeq and is a predicted model, not a curated record. The transcript has 12 exons. NCBI's taxonomy places the organism in Eukaryota, Metazoa, Chordata, Aves, Accipitriformes, Cathartidae. Gene Ontology annotation, biological process: heme export; transmembrane transport.